AUGGAGAGCAGCAACCUUACCUCAGUGACUGAAUUCAUCCUCCUUGGCCUCUCCAACCGGCCUGAGCUCCAGGUGGACCUCUUCCUCCUCUUCCUCAUGAUCUACCUGAUGAUCUUGUUGGGAAACCUGCUCAUUGUGUUGUUGGUAGUAGUGAACACAUUCCUCCAUACCCCCAUGUACUUCUUCCUCACCAAUCUGUCCAUAAUUGAAGUCUGUUAUACAUCCUGUGUGCUCCCACAGAUGCUUGGGCACUUCUUUGCAAAAAGAAAGUCUAUCUCCUAUUCCUGCUGUGUCACACAGGUCUACUCAUUCCUGUCCUUUGGCAUUGCAGAGUGUGGUAUCCUCUCAGUGAUGGCCUAUGACCGUUAUGUUGCUAUUCGGGACCCCUUGAGGUACACAGUCACAAUGAACAGGGGUGUGUGUGUGAGGCUGGUGACCGGGUCUUGGAUGGGUGGCUUUGUGGCAUCCUUGGUGGCUACAGUAUCUACAUUCCAGCUCUCAUUCUGUAGGGAUAAUGUUAUCAAUCAUUUCUUGUGUGAAAUGCCUGCCCUGUUCCAUCUCUCCUGUACAGACACAUCCCAGGCAGAGAUCAUCACACAGAUCCUUUGUGUCUUUACUCUUUUGUGCCCUGUCACAUUCAUCACUUUCUCCUAUACCCACAUCAUCAACAUUGUCCUUCAAAUUUGCUCUGCCCAAGGGAGCAGAAAAGCCUUCUCCACUUGUUCUCACCUUCUGGUUGUCAUCCUGUUCUUUGUGACUGUAAUGUCUCUUUACAUGAGGCCCAAGUCCCUGUACUCCCCAGAGAAGGACAAAAUUAUCACAGUGUUUUACGUUGCCUUCACACCUACUUUGAAUCCCCUCAUCUAUAGCCUGAGGAAUAAGGAAGUGAAAAUAGCACUAUGGAAACUGGCAGGGAAACCUAGAGACACGUAA
Molecule: messenger RNA, 933 nt
Organism: Vombatus ursinus (common wombat)
Lineage: Eukaryota; Metazoa; Chordata; Mammalia; Diprotodontia; Vombatidae
Product: olfactory receptor 2D3-like
Exons: 1
Coding region: 1-933 (310 amino acids)
Biological process (GO): G protein-coupled receptor signaling pathway
Cellular component (GO): membrane
Molecular function (GO): G protein-coupled receptor activity; olfactory receptor activity
Source: RefSeq, a predicted model, not a curated record